This is a messenger RNA of Dalotia coriaria, 4528 nucleotides long. It is a transcript of the gene Pi3K21B, whose product is annotated as phosphatidylinositol 3-kinase regulatory subunit alpha. The record is from RefSeq and is a predicted model, not a curated record. Gene Ontology annotation, biological process: signal transduction; regulation of GTPase activity. NCBI's taxonomy places the organism in Eukaryota, Metazoa, Arthropoda, Insecta, Coleoptera, Staphylinidae. The coding region runs from base 495 to 3329 and encodes 944 amino acids. The transcript has 8 exons. Gene Ontology annotation, molecular function: protein binding; GTPase activator activity.
GUGGUCGGUAGCCGCUAGUUUGGUUAGUUCUCCGGGGCCGACGAAGGGGCGCUGCGCAUCGAGCGGCGUUCGGCAUCCGCAUCCGCCGGUCGUGCCCGCUCGGCCCGUCUCUCGGUAGCAACAGCCAACCAACUAGCGGCCUGCCGCAGCUAGUCGACUUAGCGAGCGGUGAGCGCACCGAAGUACACAGCUAGUCGUCGCCGGUCGCGUACGUUUCCCGUGCCAUCACGCCAUCGAGCCCCUUGUAGGAUUGGUGGCUCAGCCGGCUGGUUUUCUCUGGUCGGAUGGAUCUAUGGUGUGUCGCAGCGCGCAGCAAGCCUCGUGUUCGCAGCGCGAAUGUGAAAAAGUUGGCCGAUUGAUUCUAGCGUGCAGCCGCGCCGCGCGCCUGCUAUGCGGAGGACAAAGCAGUCGUCGGUGCUGCGCCAGUGUGACUCCCUAAUAAUUCGAACCACCAGCCAGUGCGAAUCCCUUUCUAAUCGCGUCGUGAUGACAUAAUGAGCCAGAACGCCAACGACUGCUUGUCGGCGGAGAGUCUAGCGGGGCCGGUAGGUCAAGCGGCGAUGGAAGAGUUCGUCCAUCGCUACCUGGUGCCUCUCGAAGCGGCACGUUACAAGGGCUACGAACAGCUCGUGCCCGAGCUGAAACCAACACCGCCGGUGGUGAGCAUCGACACCGAGAACUACAUGCUGCGCGGCGUGAGCCCGGCUCCCGAACCGCAGCAAACGCCGCCGGCGAUGCGCUCCAACCGGUCGGACGUCGACGUCGAAAUGUUUGUGCUGCGUGAAUCCGCCAGUUCACUCAACGGUGGUGGCGGUGGCGACGCCGGCGUUGUCCCCGAACCAUCCCCCAGCUACUGCGCCAGACCGAUCUCGGUGCACGGCUUCCUGUGCUCCUGCCACCCGACGUGCUGCUGUACGUGCGCCUCUUUAUGUUCACCAGAUUGCCAUGCCUGUUACCACAACGUGUGCGCGCGGUUCGCCUACGUGCAAGGCUGCCAGAAGGUGCCCGGCGCCCCACCACUCAAACUGGAAAACCUGCCGAUCGCAGAGUGGACUUCGGCGAAUGUGAUCGAAUGGAUGGCCGCGCUGAAUUUGUAUACGUACUCGGACGUCUUCAGGUGCAAGGACAUCAAAGGCACGGACCUUUUGAAUUUGGACAAAGAAAAACUUACAAUAAUGGGUAUCAAAGAAGAAUUCCACCAGAAAACGAUCCUCAAUUGCGUCAAUGAGCUGUUGUAUACUAAAACAGAGGAUGGCGAGCAUCUGCACGAUGUCAGCCCGUGCGACGAACUCGACGCGCACAACAUGCUCCAGCAGAGUUUCAGCUCGCUGGAGAAAUGUACAAAAUGUAACAAGUAUCUCAGAGGAUUACUGCAUCAAGGCGUUUCGUGUCAAGAUUGCGGAAUUGUGGCGCAUAGAACAUGUGCAAAGUCAGGAUUGGCGUCACCAUGCAAGGCGUCCAACAAGAAGUCUGUGGGCAAGUUUGGACAAAGUCUCUGCGUCCAGUUCGAUCCAGCGGAAUCGCCAGCUCCGAAAAUUUUGGUAUUUUUGAUGCAAGAAUUGGAGAACUUGGCUGAAUCGAACACAAAUCUAGAACUUUACAACCUCUACGUGGCCUCAGCGCUUGGUGACCAAGUGUACGAAUUGAAACGCAAACUCAACGAGGAGCAGAAGGUGGAGCUGUCGGAGUAUUCUCCCGCGUGCAUCGCCAACGUGAUCAAGAUGUAUUUGCGCGAGUUGCCCGAUCCUAUCAUUCCUGUGCAGUGGUACGAUCGAUUUUUGGAAGCUGCAAAAUCGCGCGUUGACAGCCACUGUAUCUCCCAACUGAAUGCGCUGGUGCAGGAAAUACCUACGCCGCAUCGCAGCACCCUGCAGUUUGUCAUGUCGCAUUUGUGUCGGAUGUGCCAAAUGGAGCACGCGCGUGGCAACAAGAGUCUGCCGAACGUGCUAGUACAAGUCAUGUGCCAUUUACUUUUACGUCCACCAUGGGAACAUAUAAUACAAGUGGUGUACAAUACACAAUUACACAACCGUAUAGUAGAAACCCUCCUUCUUCACCAUAACUGGGGUGUAACUCUUCCGGAAUUCGCCGCUGUACCAGCAAUACCACCGCGGAAAGUCUCCAGAGUCGGCGCUUCGCAUAUGACGCUGGAACGUGAACGCGACAAAGAAAAACCAGCGAGUAAUAAUCUCCAACAUCAAGAAUGGUACUGGGGUGAUAUAAAACGCGAGGAAGUCAAUGAAAAACUAAAUGAUACCUGCGAUGGCACAUUUUUGGUGCGUGAUGCCUCGAAUAAGUCCGGAGAGUACACGCUCACGCUGCGUAAAGGCGGCGCUAAUAAACUGAUCAAAAUAUGUCACUGCAACGGUCUCUAUGGCUUCACCGCACCGUAUGCGUUUACAUCUGUUGUGGAACUCAUCAACAACUUUCGCACCAAAUCACUUUCUGCAUACAACGCUUCUUUGGAUAUUAAACUGAUGUAUCCUCUGUCGAAAUUCAACAAGGAGGACCAGGAGGAUCGACUUAUGAAUGAUAAUAAUGUGGAUAAACUAAAACAGCACUUUAUCGAGGUGUGUGCUAGUCUUGCGGAUAAAAACAAGCUGUUGAACACUCUCAAUGGUGAUCUGGAGCGUAAUCAACGCCAAUUAGAGUUUAAACGUCAUUCUUUAGACGCGUUGAAAGAAUUGGUGAAGGUGUUUAAAGAACAUACGUUGAUUCAUGAGAAAAUUCAGGCGGAAGCACAGCCACACGAGAAAGAAGGCGUGAAAAACAAUUCGGAAGUUCUGCGGGAAAGACGAACUGCGAUGGAAGAAAGUUGUGAACAACUUGAAAAGAUUGUCAAGCAAGGCGAAGCGUUCAAUCGAGCACUUGAACGGGAGAUCACGUCUUUAAAACCGGACAUUGUCGAGUUGUUUAAUGAACGCGACAAGUACAAAAAAUGCUUGGUCAACAAAGGUGUCAAGAUGGACGACUACGACUCCAUUAUCUUCGACGACAGCGACAACUUACCGCACAAUGACGAGAGCACAUGGCAGAAACUGAACUGCGAUCGUCCAACCGCCGAAAAACUUCUCGCUGGCAAGCCGGGCGGCACGUUCCUCAUCCGCAAAUCCAGCACCAAUCAGUAUGCGCUCUCAAUCGCGUGUAACGGCUGCGUGAAUCAUUGCAUCAUCUACGAAACACCGCGAGGCUUAGGUUUCGCCGAGCCGUACAACAUCUAUCGGUCGCUCAAGGAACUAGUGCUGCACUACGCGAAGAAUUCGCUGGAGAUACACAACGAGUCUCUGAAUACAACCCUAGCCUAUCCCAUCCAUUCACAUUCGAUUUAAUACAAAGCUGGACAAGGAAUUAAUUACGCUACGAGUGAGAAAUGAUUAAUAUAAGGAAAAAGUGCUUAAAACCAUGUGAUGUGAUAAAAACAAAACAAAUGAACAUAUUAAAUUAUAUAAAAUUUAAACAUUAUUAUUAAAAAUUGAUGUGGUCUCUUAAACUGAUGGAAAUGUUACACAUAAUUAACAUAUAUACGAUUUAUAUGACGUGCAGAGCAAUGAAGGAAGAAAUGAUGAAGCGGAUAUAAUUUAAUCGAUGCAAAUUUUGUUAUAUUUAUGUACAAGUCGUGGACUCUAUAUAUCAUGGUUAAAAAUUAUCUAUAACUUAUGAUUAGUUAGGAUCCGUGGAGAAAACAUGAACAUUUUUUAACAAAUCAUCCAUAACACCAUGUGUUAAAAUGACUGUGAUAGUGUACUAAAGAAGAAAAGGGCAAGGACAGUCGCGGGGCAGGAAGUGGUUGGUGGUGUGAAGUUUGGUGGAAAUGGAAGGUCUUCAUGUCAUUUCGUAUUCUAUUAUCUCUCACCGUUUUUGUGCACUACUUUUUUACGAUAUAGUUUAUUUGAUACUCGAUAGAUGCGGAAAAAUGUAAUACAAAGCAAAAUCAAAAGCGUCGUGAGACAAUAUUGCGUCAUAUUUUUGAUAAUGUGUAUGAUGAAAGCAAGCAAGAGCAAAAAGAUGCCACACAGAGUGAAUUUUGAGCAGGAGUGAAACUUUUCAGCGGCUCGAUCAUAUUCUAUUCAUGUAAAAUGAGUUUUUCAUAAUUUAAUAUUAAUAUUUUGUGUCAGAGGGCAGCGCCCUCUUUCUAAAUGAUUGUUAAGUUUAAAAUUUGUAUUUUGUUUGCGAUUUUUUUGAUUGUCUUUCAUGUUUUUUUUCAGUCUUUGUUUCAUCGAGCCGUUUGAACAUUUUUCAUGCUAUUUCUUUCACUCUGUAGGAAAUUAAGAAGGAAACAAUACUACAAUUAACACGCUUGUUGGUUGGUUAUGCACUGACACUAACGAUGGCGACAACCAGUCAUACAUUGAUGUAGUAAUGGUGGAUGAAUCAAACCGUUUUAAGUUUGAUUAUCUUCUGCUUUGAUACUUUUAGUUCAAAUGCGAACAUGAAUACACACACAUUGUAAAAGUAAGUCGUCGUUCUUGCUACAUAUGAAUUACUUCAUUAUUAUUUGUAUUAUACAAUAAAGAUGAUAUUUAUAUGA